Molecule: messenger RNA, 1631 nt
Organism: Oxyura jamaicensis (ruddy duck)
Lineage: Eukaryota; Metazoa; Chordata; Aves; Anseriformes; Anatidae
Product: serine protease 57-like
Exons: 5
Coding region: 473-1426 (317 amino acids)
Biological process (GO): proteolysis
Molecular function (GO): serine-type endopeptidase activity
Source: RefSeq, a predicted model, not a curated record
CUGCUACAUCCUGGGGAGCAUCCCCGGGCCAUGGCAGGGCCCUGCUCGCACCCAGUGCGCCAAGAACAGGAUUUCAUCCUGCUUAGCUCAAGGCACGAGAGCAGCCAGGACAGGGCUGGAAGCUGCUCUGCUUUCACUCUUCCUUCCUUAAUCCGCUCUCCUCCCAGCAAGCAGCCUCCCAGCUCCAAGGGAGGCUGCCAAGCGAUGCCGCAGGCCGGGCCGGCCCCACAGCCCCGGGGACAGCGAGUCUGAGCCCCCCCCGGCCCGCAGAGCCCCCACAGCCCCGCAGCAUUGCACUCCCCAUGCCCCCCGCUCCAACGUGAUUGCACAAGGCAGCAACACCCCGAGGAGGAAACCCGCCAGCAUCCGCACUGUGGCUGUGCCCACAGCACCCCCCUCCAGGGUUAUUUAACCCCCCCCACGCACCCCAGGUGGCCCCACAGGAGGUGGCAGAGGCCCACACCGCACCAGCAUGGUCACUGCGCUGCUCAUCCUCAGCCUGGGGGGCUCCGUGCUGCUCCCGGCGCUGGGCCCAACAGGGGCCCGCGGCAGCUGGGUGAUCGGGGGGAAGGCAGCGCUGCCCCACUCCUGGCCCUUCAUCGCCUCCAUCCAGAUGGACGGGCACCACUUCUGCGGGGGCUUCCUCGUGUGGCCCAAGUGGGUGAUGACGGCGGCUCACUGCCCCAUCCCCAGGCGCAACCCCUCGGUGCGCGUGGUGCUGGGCGCCCACCGGCUGGAGCAGCCCGAGGAGUCCCAGCAGGUCUUCGGCAUCGAGGAGUCCAUCGCGCACCCGCUCUACGACCCCCGCACGGUGGACAACGACAUCCGCCUGCUCAGGCUGAACAGGUCGGCCACGCUGAACAAGUACGUGAAGCGCAUCCGCCUGCCCCCGCCGCACGUCGACCUGAAGCCCGGGACCGUCUGCCUGGUGCUGGGCUGGGGGGACACCUCCAACUACGGCGAGCACCCCGAGCAGCUGAUGGAGACCGACACCGCCAUCGUCAAGCGCAGCCUGUGCCGGACGCUGUGGCGAGGCCGCGUCUCGGCCAACAUGCUGUGCGGGGCCAGCCGCAACGCCACGCUGAGGGGCGUCUGCGCGGGUGACUCUGGGGGACCUCUGAUCUUCAAGAGGAAGGUUUACGGCAUCGUCUCCUUCUCCGGGGAGAGAUGCGGGGACCGCCGGUACCCUGACAUUUACACCAAGCUCUCCAACUACAUCGACUGGGUGCACCUCAUUGUGCUCAAGCACCGCCACCCCGAGGGGCAGCAGAAGCACAAGCCAGGUCCGGGGGCAGCGAAGGGUCCUGGAGCAGGCAGACUGUGGGGGCCAGCAGGGGGGCCGAGGCAUCGCAGUGGUCCGGCAGCUCCCAGGAGUGCAGGGAAGGGCUGGGACUCCUGGGCCCCCCUCCAGCUCCAGGGGCUUUGAUGGGGAUGGGAACUGACAGCGAGGGCUCACAGCUCCUGCCUCAGUUUCCCCACGUGCUCCAAGGCAAUGCAGGAGACUGAUUUUGACUGUUAGUGAGGAGCCAAGCAUCCCCCUCCUGCCCCCUCCCGGCUUGUACAAAGAGUCCCAGCACCUUGCUUCCCCUCUCGCAGCAGCAGCAUUCUCUUCCCUCAAUAAAACCUUCCCA